Penicillium pulvis is the source of this 888-nucleotide messenger RNA. Its product is annotated as SDR family NAD(P)-dependent oxidoreductase. The record is from RefSeq and is a predicted model, not a curated record. The coding region runs from base 1 to 888 and encodes 295 amino acids. Gene Ontology annotation, molecular function: oxidoreductase activity. The transcript has a single exon. NCBI's taxonomy places the organism in Eukaryota, Fungi, Ascomycota, Eurotiomycetes, Eurotiales, Aspergillaceae.
AUGAUGCAAUCCUCUUUUUCUCUCAGAACAGAUGUCUAUCCGCCCAUCGAUCCCGGAAUCCUCGUGGGGUCUUUGAAAGGCAAAAAUGCUCUGAUUACCGGUUCUGGGAGAGGAAUUGGGCGUGAGAUGGCGCUGGCAUUGGCAAAGGCCGGUGCCAAUGUGGCCAUCACUGGACGGACAGCAAGCGAAGUCAAUUCAACCAAGGAGGAGAUCCUGCGACUGGGAUCAGUCAAGGCCAUUUCUGUCAUGGCAGACGUGCUAUCCCGCGAUGAUCAAAAUAGGUUGAUCCAGCGUGUGGAGGCUGAACUCGGAGCAAUCGACAUUUUCAUAGCUAAUGCCGGUUCGAACAUCUUCCAGCCUUUUCACCUAACUGAUCCUGAGAGUUGGUGGGAUGUUAUGGAGUUGAAUGUUCGGGCGCCUGUAGAAUUGACCAGGCUUGUUCUUCCAUCUAUGCGGGUACGCAACACAGGCACGAUCAUAUAUACGUCCUCCCGCGCGGCGACAGCGGAUUUGCCAUGGACAACAAGCUACAAUUGUGCCAAGACUGCUAUUACUCGGUUUGCUGGAACACUUCAAGCAGAGCUAGAGCAGGUCCAGCGGAUUGAAUCCGGUGUUCCCAACGGGAUUUGCGUGUUCAGUAUCCACCCCGGGGAGGUCGAUACUAACCUCCAUGUCACGGCCUUUCCCGAAAAGACAAAACGAGAGGCCCCUUAUGUCAUCGAACAUAUGGAGAAGAUAGGAUCAAAGAGGCCUCACUUCUCCGGGAAUCUUCCAGCUUGGACAUGCGUCUGGCUCUGCACGGGAAAGGGUUUAGCACUGAAAGGGAGAUAUGUUGACUGUACACGAGAUGUGGAGGAACAGGUCGCUGCGGUCAACGUCAAGGAUUGA